Molecule: messenger RNA, 1818 nt
Organism: Thrips palmi
Lineage: Eukaryota; Metazoa; Arthropoda; Insecta; Thysanoptera; Thripidae
Exons: 3
Coding region: 16-1236 (406 amino acids)
Molecular function (GO): protein binding
Source: RefSeq, a predicted model, not a curated record
UGAACUGCACUCAACAUGCCGGAGCGCCGCAGCAGCCCGCUGGAGUCGCUGCCGCCCGAGGUGCUGCACGAGGUGCUGUCGUACGUGCCCACGGAGCAGUUCCUGCAGCUGCGCCUGCUGAGCCACUGCUGGAGCCGCCUGGUGCUGCAGGCGUCCUUCUGGCGGCGCCGCCGCCUCCACGUGCCGCCCGGCAGCGACAAGCCGCCCUACCCCGGCAUCCUGCGCCUGGCCCCCGCCCUCGGCACCCUGGUCAUGCAGAUGAUGCCCGCGUCCAAGCCCCUGCCGGGACUCCUCUGCCUCAAGGCCCUGGCCAGGGGCCGCUGUCAGAUCCGCUUCUUGGACCUGUGGUUCACGGCCAGCACCACGUCCAACAGGCUCCUUUCGCGCGUGCUGCGCAAUCGCCGCUCGUCGCUGCAAGAGCUGCACAUCUUCAUCAGCGGCUGUGCCUCCACCAGCAACCUGCUGACGGCCUUGGAAGCGGUGGACGCUCUGGAGGCGCUGCACACGCUCAAGCUCCAAGUCAUGUCCCGCAAGGCCCUGGACUUCACGUUCAAGAACCUUCGCCUGAAGAGUCUGCAAGUCCUGGACUACGAGGAUCAUGCGGAGAAGAUGGCCAGGGACCUCCUGCGCCUCGGCAGGGACACCCUCCUGGAGUUCGGCCUGGAAUCGACAGGCAACUUGGCCGCCCUCAAACCGGAGAUCGCGCAGUGCAGCAAGAUCGCCGCCCUGGCAGUGGACUGUUGCGAAGAUCUCGCCGAAGUGGUGCCUCUGCUCCCCGCGCUGGAACGCGUCACCAUCAAAACCACCUCCACGGCGGCCGUGGCGUGGCUGGAGCGCGCGCGGAGGGACGGCUUCUCGGGGAAGGUCCACAUGGAAGUCACCACCUACGACGACCGCAGCUUCCAGAGCCUCGUGGACAUGGGGCCCGGCCUGCGCGGCGUGCACAGUGUGGCGGUGAGCCCCUCCGUGUGGGCGCUGUUCUUGGAGAGGGCGCGCCUCGCCGUGCCGCCCGCACUCGUGGCGGAGUGCCUGCAGCUGCUGCCGGCAGCGCAGAGCGUCGUGCUGGACGUGGACACGGACUGGCACGGCGUGCUGCUGGCCUGGUCGCCCACACUGGUGCCCAGCCUGCGCAGCCUCUCCAUCUUCGUCCCAGACCCGCCAAACUCGCCCGCCCGCCUCCAGCUGGCACACAAGCUCAGAACCUUGCGUCCGGGGCUGGUGGUCAAGUUUCUGUAGUCCAGUGAGACUCUUUUUCUUUACCUCUGUGCAGUAACUGUAUGUUGUUCCUGUUUACGUCAAUCGGUAUAUGAGCGUAUCAAGUACUAAAUAGUAAAGUUUUUUUUCCUUUUCGGGUACUCGGUCAACUUGCAUGCACUAUGGUUAAGGCGUACUGGGCAUGUUCUGCAGUCCAGUUCGCGCUCGCUUGGCCUGGAGACUCCGAUAGUGCUCACUUCGCGCGAACACUCUUGUCGACGUUCCCUCUCUGUAGUUUGUCAAACUUGUACUUCGGAAAGUGUCACUGACCUGGUUUGUAGCUAUGCAAAGCUUUGUGUUAAGUGGCAACCAUUACGUGCUUAAAUGUGCAAGACUUGAAUUAUAGUCGCAGGUAUUGUCUUUUCUUGUGCGAAGUUCACAUUGAUUGAAAUUUAUCUUACUGCUGGCUCAGUAAGCAAACGCGGUCUCUGGAAUCCAAUCUUUGCUGUUUCCUUAUGAUUUGCCUUCAGUUAGCACAGGACUGUGAUCGAAUGGAUAUCAUGGGAAAUAUAUGUCAACGUAUUAUCCUGUUUAUUUUGUCAUUAAAACGUGCAUUUGUUUCUU